ACAAUAGGCGUGUCUUUUACUAGUUUUAUCUAGAAAAUGUGAGACGGGAUGCGUGAAUGCUGCAGGAAUAGCUUCAAUUAUAAAGAAAGAUAAAGUGUAGACAGUAAUGUGCUUAAUUCACAUUUUUCGUCUGGAAUGGACUGCGUCUAGUGAAGCGACUGCUGUGUAAAACACAAUCCCCUUAUGUUGUGAUCGCAACAGACUAUGGACGGGUGGAGCCCCAUCGUUGCUACCGUUUCUGACAACGACAGGUCCAGCUCGGAAGGGGAGUACAUGAUCGAACCAGGACCCGAAAACGAAGCGAGAAAAGCGGAUGAGGGCGAGCAGCAGCAGCGGGGCAGCAUGGACAUGAUGGAAGACGGAGGGACGGCUGUGGGUUUUGGCUUGAGUGGGAUAGGGGAAGGCAAGGUGCUGCUGGGUCGAGUAGGACAGAUGGACGAUAAAGAGCUGCGGUACUUGCACUUGUUAUGGCAGCCAGGACGAACAGAGGGAGACUCCGGAGGGGGGCAGAAGAAACUUGGGAAGGUGCUGGUUGGCAAGUCCAGGAGGCACCAACGGGCAGUGCGUAGUCUGGGUCCCAGUGGCAAAGACAUUUAUGCUGUGAAAAGACUGAGAGAAGCAGCCAACGGCAAUGACAUUGAUACAGUCCGGAGGCUCCUGGAGGAUGACAUAGACCCAUGUGCAGCAGAUGACAAGGGAAGAACUGCGCUCCAUUUCUCCUCUUGCAAUGGCAAUGAAAGCAUUGUGCAGUUGUUGCUGAGCUAUGGUGCUGAUCCCAACCAGCGGGACAGUCUUGGAAACACACCUCUACAUUUGGCUGCCUGUACCAACCAUGUGCCUGUCAUCACCACACUGCUCAGAGGAGGAGCCCGUGUUGACGCCUUGGACCGAGCUGGCAGGACGCCACUACAUUUAGCCCGUUCCAAACUCAAUAUAUUACAAGAAGGAGAUUCUCGCAGCCUUGAAAACCUAAGGGGAGAGGUCACACAGAUUAUUCAGAUGUUGAGGGAGUACCUAAAUUUGAUGGGUCAGAGUGAAGCGAAGGAGAGACUCGAACACAUAUCAACGCAGCUUCAGCACACACGCACUAAAGAACAGGUGGAUGAAGUGACUGAUUUGUUGGCCAGUUUUACGUCCCUCAGCUUACAAAAACAGAAUUUGGGAGAUAGGUAGAAAAGACAUGUAGAGAGCUGGAAUCUCAGUUUUUAAAUAAUUAUUUAAAGUUUUGAUUGAGUGUAAAUCAGUGACUGUUUAUGUUGAUCAGGUAUACCAUUGUGACCACUGACAGGCAAAGUCAGUAACACAGACAGUAUUAUCUCUCCAACAUGGAAGGAGUUAAAAUUCUCUACUUAAGAAUCUAUAAAGCUUUCAGUGAUUUGAUGAAUACCAAAAUGUGGCUAGCUGAUGAUGAGUCAGAGCAUCUACAAAACUGCAGCAAAAGAAAUUCACCAGAACGUGGUUCGGCUGGAGGGAACCAAUAGGGUUAACACUAAUCCAUUACAAACAAACCUCAAAUUGUUUCUCUGUUUAUCAGCAUGCUCAUUUAUGUUUUAUCAUUAACUGAGAAUUGCAGGAGGCUUCAACACUGUAUCUUUAAGUGUUCUUGAGUUUUGUUUUGUUAGGGUGAUUUCACUGCUGAUUCAGGUUCUCAUAUCACUGACUUUGUCUUAUUGCCGUCUCAUUUGUGCUGUAUGUUAUAUGGAAACUUGUUUUGUUUUCUGUGACUAAAAAAGAUAUUUGAGGACAAUAAAUCUGUAUAUUUCACAGUA
Boleophthalmus pectinirostris (great blue-spotted mudskipper) is the source of this 1769-nucleotide messenger RNA. It is a transcript of the gene ankrd54, whose product is annotated as ankyrin repeat domain 54. Bases 205 to 1173 code for a protein of 322 amino acids. The record is from RefSeq and is a predicted model, not a curated record. Lineage: Eukaryota; Metazoa; Chordata; Actinopteri; Gobiiformes; Gobiidae. The transcript is spliced from 8 exons. Gene Ontology annotation, molecular function: protein binding.